ACAAAGUGGCAGGUCCCAAUCGAUCUCUGUCCUUGCAUGCUUGUGGGGAUUAUGAUCACGGAAAUUUUGGAUCGAGCUUGAUAUCAAUGCGACCGCCGCCGUUCGUGGUUCUUUUGUUCAUCCUCCCAGCCUGAUUCUCGAGAGUCUGGAGUGUGUCCUCUCCAUCAUGGCAAGCGAAUUCAAUACCGAGGCUUUCACCCUGCUCGCUGUGGGCGUUCUGAUCGUCGCCAUACGAACAGCCUCCAGGUUGUCCGUCGCUGGCAUCAAGGGAUUAUGGCUCGAUGACUAUCUUAUGCUCUUUGCCACUGUAAUCUAUGGUCUCGAGACGGGUGCUGCAUAUAUCGUCGGCGCCUGGUGGCUAGGCUUAGCCAACAAUGGGAUGACCGACGAGCAACGGCGCACAUUGGAUCCCAACUCUCAAGAAUACCGUUAUCGGGUCAAUGGGUCAAAGACGCAGCUCAUCGGAUGGAGUCUUUACACCUUGCUCUUAUGGACUCUGAAGCUCUGCAUGAUCAUUUUCUAUCAUCGACUAACAGAAGCUCUCGACUACAUGAAGAUCAGGAUACGUAUUGGCUAUGGCAUUGUCAUCGUCACGUACAUUAUCACCGAGUUGUCCAUCUUACUUGGAUGCCACCCUUUCCACAAGAACUGGCAAAUCUUCCCCAAUCCUGGUAACCACUGUCAGCCCGCGAUCUCAAAGAUUGAUUUGUAUGUUACCGUCGUUCUAAACGUCCUUUCCGACGUAUACCUACUGUCAAUACCAAUCCCUUUGCUGUGGAAAGCCGACGUGCCCAUGGUGAAGAAAUUCUCCUUGAUCUUCAUCUUCUCCGGAGCCGUGUUCGUCAUGGCUGCUGGCAUCCUACGAGCCGCACUGAUUAUUGCUGAUCCCAUCGGCGGAGCUCAAGCUGCAGGCAGCUGGGCAGUCCGGGAGACCUUUGUUGCCGUCGUCGUUUGCAACUUGCCGCUCGUGUACCAAGGCGGUCGACGACUGACCAAGGCCGCCACCCAGAGUGGUCUCUUCUCCCGGUCGGCCUCUCGCAUGGGCUACAGCAAGUCCAGCGAGGAACCCGCCCUCGAAAUGUCGGCGAACCGAAGCUCGAUUCAACGCAAAGAGUUUGACGCAAGGCAGAAAGAGAUGCAACAGGAGUUUCUGGCUUCAGAGGCACCAUACAGAUUUUCUGCGCCUCCUUGAUCCGAAGAGACUACAGUCACGGGAAAAAAGAAAAGAAAAGCAAACAACACACGCGCACCUGGAAAAACAAACAAAAGUCGGGAGGAAACGCUGGACACCUAGAUGGUACACACACGCACACACUGCCACGGUUGGGAAAUACAUCGGUUGGCUUCUGUUCCCAUUAUACAUCGACGCCGACUCGAGAUGAUGGAACACGUCUGCGUUGCGUCAUAAACCUGCCUUAUACUAUGCUAUACUAUACUAUAUACUAUACACACGUGCCUGUGAAUGAAGAAUACGACGAAUAAUG
Exophiala oligosperma is the source of this 1484-nucleotide messenger RNA. RefSeq lists its product as uncharacterized. The record is from RefSeq and is a predicted model, not a curated record. The transcript is spliced from 7 exons. Bases 167 to 1192 code for a protein of 341 amino acids. NCBI's taxonomy places the organism in Eukaryota, Fungi, Ascomycota, Eurotiomycetes, Chaetothyriales, Herpotrichiellaceae.